Linum tenue is the source of this 267-nucleotide messenger RNA. Lineage: Eukaryota; Viridiplantae; Streptophyta; Magnoliopsida; Malpighiales; Linaceae. The record is from the annotation of a GenBank genome assembly.
AUGAUCCGACAACCGACCUUCAUGGCGUCGGGGAGGAAAGAAUUGGAUGAGAAAGAAGGAUUGAGAAGAGCUGAAGAGAAUGGUGACGCGAUGAAGUUGUUUGGUCCUACUAUGCGGGAGGAUAAGUGGUAUGUGGCAUACUCCGACUCGAAAGAUGUUGUUGCCGCCAUGAAGGAAGAGGAAGAUGUAGUGGAGGAGAACUUUGAUUCCCGUUGCCCGGCGCUAGUGUUCUUUGUAGCAGAGAAAGUUAUCUUUCGAAGAGAAUAA